Monascus purpureus is the source of this 1026-nucleotide messenger RNA. NCBI's taxonomy places the organism in Eukaryota, Fungi, Ascomycota, Eurotiomycetes, Eurotiales, Aspergillaceae. The record is from the annotation of a GenBank genome assembly.
AUGGCCUCAGAACCUCUGCUGAAACGCACAUCUUCCGCCCUGUCCGGCUUUGCAGAAGAACCCUCUCUCAAACGACCGAAGCGUUUUCACCACCAUCAUCGGUUGCUACACCCCAUUGUUGCCAUUGAACCAGAACCGGCCAUCACGGAUGACACCUAUAUUGACUACCUGAUGAAUCGCACUAUUGGCCAAUCGCUGAGAGAUGCCGGGUUCGAUUUGGCGGAUCCUGUGGCACUGGAUAGCUUCCGUAACGCAACAGAGGAAUAUCUUCUUAAAUUCGCUUCCUACGUUCGCCAGUCCAUGCUGUCGUGUCGACGUCUACAACCUAUCCCACAAGACUUUGAGCAUGCCCUCAGACGAAGCUUCCUUUGCGCCGAUGACCUUCUUCCGUACCUCACGCCUGCACCUAUCGUCGAGUCUAUACCGACUCUCCUCCCGACACCUCCACUAGAAGACGAUUUAUUCAAGGAUUUACCAUGUUUGGGCUCAGAAUUGGAUGGUGAGAAUGACCGUGCUAGGAGCGCGCAUAUCCCCAAACAUUUCCCGCAGUUCCCUAGCAGACAUACCUACCGCUACACCCCGGUCUUUACGGAGCGAGAACAUGAUCCCCGCAAGAUCCGCGAACGUGCGACAGAAGACGGACGACACGGGGAAGAAGCUUUGCGCAAGCUUGCCCGUGCCGCGUCCCAGGAGACGCAUCUGGGCGCGGUUGGCCGUGAGAAGAAGCUCUGGGGCCGCAGAAUGGAAAGUAUGGAUAGCAUGUUUGAAAAAACAAUCAAGGGGCUUGCAAAGAGGAUGCAGAAGAACGCGUCAGCAAAUGUGGCCGCGGAGAUGGAUGAGGGUCCCCUGGCGGAACAAGAGGUGAAGCCUCCACGGUCGGGAGCAUUAUUGGGACUUGAACUAGGCCCCAUUGUCAACUGCGAGAGAGAUUUAUGGAGGCGAACUACGGCGUCUGGCGCCCGAAGACCAGAUGAGAAGCCGAUUGACGCGAAGGACACAGGGGGAGGUCUCUUGAUGAGCACAUAG